AUGAAAGUCGUGAACCUUUUUCCAAUACUUGCUUGGAGCCCACUCCUCGCCUCCAUUGGUUCCUCUGCCCAGUGUUCUUCGUGGUCGUCGGUUUACAAUAAAGUGCUGGAAGGCAUCUGCGUCUGCAACGUGACCCAGUGUGACUCUGUUGUAGGUAAUCACACGCAACUAACAGAAGGUCAAGUGGGAAUCUACACCACGACCAGAGCCGGUGAUCGCUUGACGUAUCGGGUGAUCAACGUCGACACCUCCACCGUGGACAUACCAACCUACACGAUCGAUGUGACCACUCAAUACCAGACAAUGCUUGGCUUCGGGGGUGCCUUCACAGACGCGGCAGCCAUUAAUCUGUACAAGCUCGUCCCGGAACUACAAGACAUCGCCCUCGGCCAGUACUUCCUCGAGUCGGGACUGCAGUACAACAUGGCUCGUGUGCCCAUUGGCUCGACGGACUUUUCCCCGAGAACUUACACGUACAAUGAAAAAGUGGACGACUUUGCCAUGACAAACUUCACGAUCGCGUCCGACAAGGCUCCACAUUCGAACAAGAUAAACCUUAUCCAGCGCGCACUUAGUAUGGCGAAGCUGAGACUGUUUGCUUCUUCUUGGGCACCUCCGCUUUGGAUGACAAGAGGUCAGUCGGUCGUUGAUUGCAAGAUAAAGGGCAGUCCUGGGGGGAGAUACUGGGCAGCGCUGGCACUGUACUACUCCAAGUUCUUCGACGCCUAUAAGGGUGAAGGGAUCGAGUUUUGGGCGAUGACAGUACAAAAUGAGCCUGAAGAACCUACUUUUCAUAUCCCUGACUGGGAGACACUGCGAAUGACUCCUGAAGAAGAGAGGGAUUUCAUCAAGCUGAACCUUGGUCCGUUGAUGGCAACAAAUCACCCGGGUCUGAAGAUCAUAGCGAAUGAUGACCAGAAAAGUGGGCUUCUGGAUCGCUCUGCACCGUUCGACGACCCUGAGUCGAAGAAAUACAUCAGCGGAGUCGCCUUUCACUGGUACAAGAAUCUUGAUUUCAUUCUGCCGGGCGCUGGCAAUUAUCGGAACCUGAAAAGGUUCAACGAGGCGUACCCUGACAUGUUCAUGCUAGCAUCAGAAGCCUGUGAAGGAUAUAUGCCCCGUUUCAUCGGCACUGGACGAGGGCCAUCGAUGGAUGACCCAGAACGAACGUGGAAGCGUGCGCAGAAUUACGCGCGUGAUAUUAUCGAAAACAGCAACAGUAUGGCUGCUGGCUGGGUUGAUUGGAACUUGUUCUUGGACUCGAAAGGAGGUCCAAACUGGGCUGAAAAUAUGGUGGAUGCACCAAUUUUUGUCGCGGAGCGUAAUGGCACGGAGUUCUACAAGCAGCCAAUGUACUAUAUCAUGGGCCACUUCUCCAAGUUUGUGCCGCCGGGAUCGAGACGCAUCGAGCUGCCAGAGUCAGAGACGUUGAGCGAUUUCCACCGCUGCGCAUUCGUAACACCGAGCAAUCAGAUCGUGAUGCAAUUCUUGAAUUGCGAAGAGUCGGAGGUGACUAUAAGCGUGAAGGAGCCAAACUUGCACACGUUCACACUGAAGCUGCCAGCCAAAUCAAUGCAGACGAUUAUCCUGCCUGCGUCGGCGGACACUACAAUCUUGCCUGCAUCGAAGGACUCCACGGUCAGUAGUAGAUCGAUGGACACCUAA
Peronospora matthiolae is the source of this 1665-nucleotide messenger RNA. The record is from the annotation of a GenBank genome assembly. NCBI's taxonomy places the organism in Eukaryota, Oomycota, Peronosporomycetes, Peronosporales, Peronosporaceae.